AUGGUUCAAAGACAGUUCGCUUCGCGACAGUUUGUACCAGUUACUGAUGGAUGGGCACAAUCGGAGUUUGCCUUUACAAGUGAGGGUUACAUGAAAAGGGUUCAAGAUACUACGAAAUCUUGGAGAAAAAUCUACCUAAUGGAAUUGGCUCUCUAUGUUGAUACUAUCACUGUAGAUUAUGACAUAUUGAGGCAACGACGAGUGAAGAGUCAACUAACCCCACCGAUUGGUGUUGCUUGCCAGAAUCCGUUCUCCGAGCUGGAAAUGGCAAGACGAGAAUUUAAACGCGAAAAAGCCAAACUGUUACGAGAUAUUAGUUCUCUUCAGGAGGAAAACUACCAGCUGAAUAUUGAUGUUCAAAUUGAAAAAUCCAAAAACGAGAAAGUCCAAAAAGAAGUUGAGGCCACGAGAAAGGAUUUAAGGGACCUUCAUUUGGAAAACAAGAAAUUAAGAGGCACUAUAAAGAAUAGUGGAUUGGGCAAAUCAUCGACAGAAUGGAAGGAAGAACUAAGCAACAUCAAAGGUGGAAUGGAAUUCUGGAAAGCCAAAGCGAAGAAGGAGGAGGAAAGAGCUGCACGUACUAUGAUAGAGUUAAGGAAGAAGAAUGUUAAAUACGAAACUAUGUCUGUAAAAUUAACGGCUAGAGCUCUAGAAGAGAAGAAUGGUCAGCAUGACAGAGACAUUCGCGCCUACGAAAGAGCCCUCCAAGAAAAGGAUAUACACCUCGGCGGUUUGAUCAAUGAAAUUCGCAAGGCGGCUGCUUGGUACACUACGAGUCUGGAAUCACGCCACUCUUAUAAGAUGAACCUAAGAGCUAGAGCUAUGGAUGCCGAACUCAAUGAAAGAAUGGAAAUGAUAGAAAGAACCCAAAGAGAGUUGCAAGAGCAACUGGCCAAGUCUCAGCAAGAGGUGAGAGACUUGAUGAUAAGAUCCCGAGAAGAAUCACUAGAGCAAAGGGAUCAAAUGGCCAACAGGAUGGAGAUGAUGACGGCCUUGGUAAAAUGA
Messenger RNA from Gossypium raimondii (Peruvian cotton), 1005 nucleotides. RefSeq lists its product as uncharacterized. NCBI's taxonomy places the organism in Eukaryota, Viridiplantae, Streptophyta, Magnoliopsida, Malvales, Malvaceae. The record is from RefSeq and is a predicted model, not a curated record. Bases 1 to 1005 code for a protein of 334 amino acids. The transcript has 3 exons.